Molecule: messenger RNA, 552 nt
Organism: Malus domestica (apple)
Lineage: Eukaryota; Viridiplantae; Streptophyta; Magnoliopsida; Rosales; Rosaceae
Source: RefSeq, a predicted model, not a curated record
AUGGAGAAAAAGAUGAAGAGUUUGGUGCCAAUUUUGCAUCCUUCGCAGGUGACCACAAUUGAUGUUAACCAGCUACGCCAAGACUCCCGUACAAGGCCCCUAAUGCUCCAAACUAUUCAUGAUGCUUGCCAAAACAAGGGUUUUUUUCAGAUUGUGAAUCAUGGAAUAAGUCAAGGAGUCAUUGACGAUGCUCUUGGUUCAUUGUCAAAUUUCUUCGAAUCGGCAAUGGAGGAGAAGAAGAUAUUCUUGUCUGAUGAUGUAAAGAAGCCAGUGAGAUUUGGGACUAGUCGAAGCAAUGGUGACGCCGGUAAGGUGUCAAGGGACUUCAUCAAGCUCUAUGCCAACCCUAUAGAAGAUUGGAUUGUUGAUGGAUCCAAGCUUGGAGAGGAGCCUUUGAAACUGAUGGGAAGCCAGAGGUUUAGUGAAUAUAUCAGCCAGCUGAUCGAAGCUUUUUACGUAAUGCGUCUGAAUCACCUGCGACUGUACUUGUUCACGGAUAUAGUGACAGUCGACUUCAAUAUGCUUCGUCCUCUCGUGAAAGACGGGGUUUGA